AUGCGCCGCCAUCUGCUGAGCGGGGCCUGGCGACUUUCGGAUUUUGUGAUACAGCCUUCGCCAAUAAUCCCAAAGGCCAGCCAUUCUUGUGUUUUUGCACUGCGAAGAUACCCUUUUGCUGCUGCUGCUGCUCCCUCCUGGCUUUCUCGUCCUCUCGUCGUUGCUACCCCGCCUCGCUCUGCCCGCCGCUCUUGUCGGAACGCGCUGUAUAGCACCAUGGCGACCACUCUUCCUGAGGGCCAGUCACUCCCUGCUGUCGAGGGAUUGAGUCUUCAUUCCACCGCCGAGCAGUCCAAGUUCCCCGGCUGCUAUCCCUCGCUGAACCCGGUCGAUAUUUACCGCCAGCACAUUGCGGAAACUUUUGCCAGCAUUGCGGAUGUCGAUCCAAAGGUGGUGUAUACAAAGCUAGCAUGGACCAAUUCUCUGGACAAGGGUGAUUUGAACCUUGCGGUGCCUGCUCUCCAAAUCAAGGGACGAAAGCCCAACGAAUUGUGCACCGAGUUCGUGGAGAAAUUCCCCGCCACAGACCUGAUUGAAAAGCCCGUCGCUUUCGGCGUUCACAUCCAGUUCUUCUUCAAGGCAGGUCCCCUGACGAAGACGGUCCUCCACCAGAUUCUGGAAAGCAAAGCUGCAUAUGGAACAAACGGCAACCUGGGUCUGCAUGACCCUGCCGACGCUUCCAAGGGACGGAAGAAGAUGAUUAUUGAGUUUUCGUCGCCAAACAUCGCCAAACCCUUCCAUGCUGGCCACUUGCGCAGUACAAUUAUCGGUGGUUUCCUCUCCAACCUUUACACGGUCGCUGGAUGGGAGGUGAUUAAAAUGAACUACUUGGGUGACUGGGGAAAACAAUAUGGCCUUCUCGCCAACGGAUUGAAACUCUACGGAAACGAAGAAGCCCUUCUUAAGGAUCCCAUCAACCACUUGUUCGACGUUUACGUCAAGAUCAACCAGGACAUGGCCGUCCAGGAAGGUCCUAUUAAAGAGCUAAAAGAAACCAUCAAGGCCAAAAAAGAAAAGAAUGAAGAUGUCUCUGCGGAGGAAACAAAGCUCCAGCAACUAGUUGACGAAAGCGAGGAUGAAAAGGCUCGUCGUUACUUUAAGAGUAUGGAAGAUGGAGACCCAGAAGCCCUUGCUCUCUGGCGACGAUGCCGUGACCUCAGUAUUGUCAAAUACAAGCAAACGUACGCUCGCCUUAACAUCGACUUUGACGUUUAUUCUGGCGAGUCCCAAGUUCUGCCAGAGAGUCUCCAGAGGGCAUACGACUCGAUGCAGAAGAGUGGUGCGUCGGAGGACUCGGAUGGAGCCGUCAUUGUUGACUUUACCAAACACGGAGCUAAGAAGCUCGGCAAGGCCAUUGUCGUCCGAAAGGACGGUACUCCCUUGUACCUUACCCGAGACAUUGGUGCCAUUGUGGAGCGUUACGAAAAGUACCACUUUGACAAGAUGAUAUACGUCGUUGCCUCCCAGCAAGACUUGCACUUGGCACAGCUAUUCAAGGUCACCGAGAUUUCGGGCCACAAGGAAAUUGCAGACAAAUGCCAGCACAUCAACUUUGGUAUGGUUCGCGGUAUGAGCACUCGCAAGGGAACCGUCAAGUUCUUGGAUGAUAUCCUGCGCGAUGUGGGAGACAAGAUGCACGAGGUCAUGAAGAAGAACGAAGCCAAAUAUGAGCAAGUCGAGGACCCUCACAAGACUGCCGACACGCUUGGUAUUACGGCUGUCAUGGUCCAGGACAUGUCAGGAAAACGUGUAAACGGAUACGACUUUAACCUGGAAGCCAUGACUUCUUUUGAAGGCGACACCGGUCCUUACCUCCAAUACGCGCAUGCCCGUCUCUGCUCCAUUAUUCGCAAAUCGGGCAUUGAUUUGGAGAAACUGCCAGAGGCUGAUCUGUCCAUUCUCACCGAAACGCACGCCAUCGACCUCGCCCGGUAUCUCGCCCAGUGGCCUGACGUCGUUAUCAACACGUACAAGACCCUUGAGCCAACUACUGUGCUCACCUAUCUGUUCCGCAUGACGCAUAUGCUUAGCUCGAGUUAUGAAGUUUUGCGUGUUGUCGGCCGUGAUGAAAAGACGGCUAAUGCCCGCAUGGCCCUGUAUGCCGCCGCCCGACAGGUGUUGUACAACGGCAUGAAGUUGCUGGGCUUGAGCCCUGUUGACCGGUAUGUUCUUGUCUUUUUUUUUGCUUGCACAGACUUGCUAACAUCAGAUGCAGGAUCCUCACGGCCAUAUGCCUACAUUGCCAAAUCAGCGACCAACCCGGCUGACGGAUUCGACGAAAUCGGGUAUCCGAAAAUCGCCAAUGCAAUCAACCGAGUCUCGUGGUGGCUUGUUAACGAAGCCGGGCUUGCGGAGGGAGAUACAUUUGCGUAUAUGGGGCCGAGUGAUUUGAGAUAUAUUGCUUUUACGAUUGCGGCGCUGAAGACAGGGAGGAAGAUAUUACUGCCAUCUUUAAGGAAUACAAACGAGGCCCAGCAGAUUCUGUUUGAGCGCACCGGCUGCCAGCUUGUUAUAUACGCUAUUGAGGUGGAAAAGAGUCUACUGUCGUUAUUUUCGUUUGUUCCCGGAAUAAAAACAAUACUCGUUCCCGGAUAUGACACCAUUAUGGAUGAAACCACGAAAGCCACGCAUUAUCCUGCUAGAGAAAUACCAGAUGAAAAAUACACCGAUCCAAUUCUUCUGCUACAUACCUCCGGAUCGUCAGGGAAACAUCUGACGAAGGAAAAAUCACUAGGAAACCCUAAGCCCGUCGGACAUAGCCCGGAAGUAAUGCUCCGUUUCUUCGCAGCCGAUGCGGUACCGACAGAGGAGGGGAUUCACACCAGUGUUUUCGCAUAUACAAGGGAGAAUUACCUGCAUACUCUCCCGCCGUUUCAUUCUGCUGGGUGUUAUCUGAGCUUGGUAACUCCACAGUUCGACGCAACGGUGGUUCUACCCCAUCACAAUGCAGCCAUGACAAAGGACUACAUGACGGGUCUGCUACAGCAAAACGUGAUAACGGUGCUCUGCACGGCGCCGUCGAUACUGAACGACAUGUCCAAGACAGAGACAGGCAUCGAAGUGCUAUCCAAGCUCAACCACGUCUCUUAUGGUGGCGGACCACUCCCCGAACAGGCAGGCAAGAUUCUGUCUUCUCGGCUCAAGCACCUUUGGAGCAUGAUUGGAUCCACUGAGAAUGGGUUUUAUAGCACCAUUCCCGGUGAUAGCAGCAAAUGGGACUGUAUAAAAUUCAACACCAAGGUCGGGUAUCGAUUCGAUGAGAUCUCGCCGGGGAUCUUUGAGCUGGUUAUUCCAUUUAAUUCAACAACUCGCAAAUAUCAUGGCUCAGUUUUGCUUUUUCCUGAAAUGAAAGAAUACUCAACCAAGGACUUGUGGAUGAAACCCGACGGAGAAGACAGUCAAGGCUGGUGGCGAUAUGUCGGCAGGCGCGAUGACCUGAUUGUUCUCUCGAACGGUGAAAAGAUCAAUCCACGUCCACUAGAAGACACAAUCGGCAACCAUCCGGCUGUCAAAGGUGUUCUGGUUGUCGGCGAGUACCGUUUUCUGCCGAGUCUUUUGGUCGAGUUACAGGAUGGAUACUCUGUCACCACUAAAGAAGAACGUGAGACGAUGGUGGAUCUACUUUGGGAUACCAUCAGCCAAGCCAAUCUCCAGGCCCCACGGUUUUCUCGCGUGCCAAAAUCUCUCGUCUACAUUAUUUCGUCCACAGAAGCAUUUAAUCGUGCUGGGAAAGGGACAAUCCAACGACAGUCCACCGUACAAAAGUUCGCUGCCCAGGUUGAUGAACUAUACUCGUCAGCAGAAGAGGGACUACUAGCCGAUGGCUUGGAACUGAGUGAUCCGUCGGAUUUAACGUGUAUCCUGAACAUGGUUAAAGGUCUAUACUCGCAAGUUCUUGAGGCCGAUAAAUUGGGAGACGAUGAUGACAUCUUCGAACUUGGCAUGGAUUCACUACAGGUCACAAUUGUGGUACAGCGAUUAAAGGCCGUCUUGAGGACAUGUAAAUUGAAUCUUGAUUACGACAAGAUCAACCCUCAGGUGAUCUACAGCUCGGUAUCAAUCCGCGGGCUUGCUCACGCCAUGGAUACUAUUAUAAAUGCUCAUAAAGGAGAGAAUGGUGUGCAUACAUGCGCUACUACUGUCAUAAAGGAACGCAAUGCCCGUCUACAAACGACAAUUGACAAGUAUUCGACAGGACUUGACGCGACACUACCGGCAAAGAAGGUACAACAAGACAACUUGACGGUCAUUUUGACUGGGUCAACGGGCUCCCUAGGAAGCUACCUUUUGCAUUUCCUUUUACUUAACCCACGAGUGGCCAAGGUUGUCUGCCUCAAUCGAUCCGUUGAUGCCGAAGCAAGACAAACAGCGGGCAACAAAUCAAGAGACCUCCCUAUCCUAUGGAUAGCACCGGAUAUGCCUAAACAAGUCGAGUUUUUUACCGCGGAUAUGUCAAAGGCGGAUCUCGGUUUGGGAGAGUCCGUGUACACCCGGCUUUUAUCAGAAACUAAUGCAAUAAUACACUCCGCGUGGAAGGUCGACUUCAACCACAGGAUCGAAUCAUUCGAGAAAGGCCAUAUUGCAGGCACACGGCACCUUGUUGACUUUAGCAAUAAGUGUGUCCAUAAAGCGCCAAUAUUGUUUGUUUCUAGUAUCUCCACUAUCCUAAACUGGAUAAAUGAGAAUCCAGGACAGCUGGUACCAGAGGCUAUGAUCCAUGAUCUCGCAGCCCCGGAGCUCAUGGGGUAUGGAGAGUCUAAAUAUGUUGGCGAGCGGUUGAUAGAGUCCUUUAACAGGUUCUCUGGUACUCCGUGCGCCGUUUUACGAGUUGGUCAGAUCGCCGGCCCGGUGCUUUCAACAGCUGGUAGUUGGAAUGCACACGAGUGGUUCCCUAGUUUACUGGCUAGUUCGAAGUAUUUGGGACUGUUGCCAGACUCUCUUGGGGCAAUGAAUACCGUUAGUUGGGUGCCGGUCGACAUUCUGGCAAAGGUCAUCGUGCAGCUUAUGGACGUUACCUAUGAGCUUAUCAGCGAGACAGGGAAGUCAUCAAUUAAAGAGCCAGCAGUUUAUAACCUUGUCAAUCCACAAAUUUCGGUCUGGUCUGAUCUCAUAAAAACUGUACAAGAGGGCAUAGGAGGACCGUCGAAUAUCCAAGUGGUUUCGUUUGGCGAGUGGGUAGAAGCGUUGGCGAGAAGUACCAACGAUAACCAUGGAUUCGUGGUCGAGACAAACCCGGCAACGAAAUUGCUCGACUUUUUCCGGCUGAUCUCGAGAAAUAGUCACCAGUUGACACCUGAGAAAGGAAAUGAAAAGCUAGAGUACGAAGUCGAGAGAUUGAAGAAAGAUAGCUCGGAAGCUGCCCAACUCGGCCCUGUCUCGCCCGAAUGGGUGAAAAUAUGGCUCAAGCAGUGGGCUUUUUAA
Messenger RNA from Talaromyces rugulosus, 5421 nucleotides. RefSeq lists its product as uncharacterized. NCBI's taxonomy places the organism in Eukaryota, Fungi, Ascomycota, Eurotiomycetes, Eurotiales, Trichocomaceae. Gene Ontology annotation, biological process: arginyl-tRNA aminoacylation; mitochondrial translation. Gene Ontology annotation, cellular component: mitochondrion; cytoplasm. The record is from RefSeq and is a predicted model, not a curated record. Bases 1 to 5421 code for a protein of 1806 amino acids. The transcript has 7 exons. Gene Ontology annotation, molecular function: arginine-tRNA ligase activity; ATP binding.